This is a messenger RNA of Glarea lozoyensis ATCC 20868, 1863 nucleotides long. RefSeq names its product TPR-like protein. The transcript is spliced from 2 exons. Lineage: Eukaryota; Fungi; Ascomycota; Leotiomycetes; Helotiales; Helotiaceae. Gene Ontology annotation, biological process: cell division. The coding region runs from base 1 to 1863 and encodes 620 amino acids. The record is from RefSeq and is a predicted model, not a curated record. Gene Ontology annotation, molecular function: protein binding.
AUGGAGAAGUUCUUGAGGGACUGGCGCCAGGAUGCCCUCAAUAAGCACCAAUAUGACUCGGCCAUAUUCAUUGGAGACAAGCUGCUGGCAAUAACACAAAACGACAAAGAUGCCUUCUGGCUUGCCCAAGUCCACUUCUCAACCGGCAAUUACACUCGAGCCCAAAGCUUUCUGGCAAAACAAAAUCUGAUCGAACGAAAUCCUUCCUGCCAAUACCUUGCGGCCCAUUGUAUGAUCAAGCAAUCGCGAUUCGAAGAAGCUCUAAAUCUCCUUGGGGAUAAGAAUCCUACACACCUGAUUACAAGCUCGAGUAACAGUCGGCGGAAACUUCAGCAUACGAACGGACAACACAGAAAUGGCGGCACACAACUUGUCAAAGCAGUAGGCAGAGCAGAUAGGCUUGAUCGAAAAGAGGAGGUCGCACAAGAAGAUGCAGCAAAUAUCAGAUUCGAAGCCGCAAUGUGCUUCCUGCGAGGACUCUGUUAUGCAAAACAAAAUGCUUUCGAUAGAGCCAAGGAAUGCUAUAAAGAUGCUGUUCGAAUUGACGUACAGUGUUUCGAAGCUUUUGAACAGCUCAUGAAGAAUUGCCUGAUGUCACCAGACGAGGAAUGGCAGUUCCUGGAAUCGCUCGAUUUUGACGCUAUUUCUGUGCCCGACGAUGCUUCUUCGUCGCAAGAAGCCGCGGAAUUUACGAAGAUGCUCUACACUACACGACUUUCCAAGUACAAAAAUCCGAGUGCAUUCACAGCUGCUACGGAAACCCUCUCAACACAUUACAACCUAGCGACAAAUCCAGACCUCCUACUCGCAAAGGCAGACCUUUAUUUUACGCAAUGCAAAUUCAAAGAUGCUUUGGGAAUUACAAGCGCAAUUCUGCAGAGCGACAAGUAUAAUUUCAGCAUAUAUCCACUUCAUUUGGCUUGUCUAUACGAGCUAGGAUUGAAAAAUCCGUUAUUUCUCGUCUCUCACGAUCUUGCGGAUAAUCAUCCUGAAGAACCCUGUUCUUGGCUCGCUGUAGGAAUAUACUAUCUUUGCAUAAACAAAGUCGCGGAAGCUCGACGUUACUUCAGCAAGGCUAGUAUGAUGGACCCUCAUUUUGGUCCCGCCUGGAUAGGUUUCGCGCACACUUUCGCUGCAGAAGGAGAACACGAUCAGGCAAUAUCGGCGUAUUCGACUGCAGCACGACUUUUUAUGGGAACUCACUUACCUCAACUCUUCCUAGGGAUGCAAAACCACAUGUUAAACAACAUGACACUGGCGGACGAGUUUCUCAAGACGGCUUAUGGGCUCUGCAAGACCGACCCUUUACUGCUGAAUGAGAUGGGUGUAGUCUUCUAUCACCAGGAGCGACUUGAAGACGCUAUCUCUAUGUUCACCAGAGCUCUGGAAAUUGCAGAUGAGAUUGACAGCGACUCGCAGGCUUGGAUCUCUACACGGGCGAACCUUGGUCAUGCCUACCGGCGAAUAGGGCAUUUUGAUCUAGCUCUUGACCAGUUUGAAGAGGUGUUAAGACAGGGUGGAAAAGAUACAUCCGUGUUCUGUGCGAAAGGACUGGUUUUGAUGGAGCAAAAGCGACCAUUCGAAGCAGUCUAUGUAUUCCACGAAGCAUUGGCGAUAUCACCACAAGAUGCCAUCGCAACGGAAUUACUAAACAAAGCACUCGAGGAAACUGCAAGUAGCGAAGCGAACGGCGAGGAUGACAUGGAUUUUGAUGAACAAUUCGAGAACGAUCUGGAGAUUAAGAAGGCUGAAGCUGCACAUAUUCUUGCUUCAAGGAGGGGAAAGGGGAAAGUCAGGCACCGUCUCAGUAACGGGUAUGGGGCCAAUGGCAAUAUCCUGAUGGACAUGGUUGAUGAUGAAUGA